Rhinocladiella mackenziei CBS 650.93 is the source of this 1185-nucleotide messenger RNA. RefSeq lists its product as uncharacterized. The transcript is spliced from 2 exons. The coding region runs from base 1 to 1185 and encodes 394 amino acids. The record is from RefSeq and is a predicted model, not a curated record. NCBI's taxonomy places the organism in Eukaryota, Fungi, Ascomycota, Eurotiomycetes, Chaetothyriales, Herpotrichiellaceae. Gene Ontology annotation, biological process: polyketide metabolic process.
AUGGUCCGCGUUGAGGUUGGCGGAAAACCCAUUAUCGACGUCGAUACUACUCCGGGUGACGCUGCCCGAUUCAAACAACAGAAGAUUCGAGGCAAUGGGCGAGCCGUGCAUCUGAGCUGGGACGUGUCCAUGCCUCGGGUGGUCCUGACCAGUGACACCGACGAGUUUGAUCCUACGACCAUAUCUUAUUUCCAAGAAGAAGGCUUCCGAUUGAGUUACCUGGCGUACGAGGGCAAUCAUGCGGACUAUGUUGCAAAGUUGCAACAGUUGCAAGAUCCCCUCGAGUUGGGCGAACGAUAUGCAAUCGUGGCCUACGGUGACGCUGCGGCUCUCGUACUCGAAGCUUGCAUGAAACCCAUGCCCAAACUCGCUGCAGUCGUAGCGUACUAUCCUCCGCAUAUGCCAAAUACCACCACCAGUUUUCCACCCACACUCAAUGUGCAAAUUCACCUUGCCAGCUCCCAGAAGUUCGGCACCCGACAUCCAUCCUACCGAUACACGAACACUCACCCCGGCUUCGCAGAGUACGAUCUUGAAGAGUUCGACAAGAUAAGUGCGUCAUUGGCCUGGUCACGCACGUUAGCUCUCCUCAGAACUGCGUUCGACAUCGAGGGCGUUGAUUUGGAAGCUGUGUGGGAGAAUCACACGCGCUUCGAAUUCGUGGAGAAGGAUGUAGAUAAAACAAUGGCUACGAUGGUACCACAACCAUACCUCAACCACAUCCCUACUAUGACGGGCGGGAUUGGCUAUGACGAAUUGCGACGAUUCUACGCUGAUUUCUUCAUCCCGGGCAAUCCACCCGAUCUCUCGAUAAGGCUUCUCAGCCGCACUGUUGGCGCUGAUAGGGUCGUGGAUGAGAUGUUUGUCAAAUUCACGCACACUACGGAAAUACCGUGGAUGCUUCCUGGGGUGCCCCCAACAGACAAGACGGUCGAAGUAGUUCUAGUAUCCGUCGUUUGCGUGAGAGGAGGGAGACUUUUCCACGAGCAUAUCCACUGGGAUCAGGCGACGGUACUGGUACAGAUCGGCUUGAUUGACCCAACCCUGAUUCCAAAGACGUUCAAGACGGCCGAGGAGGGGAGAGAGAGAGAAAUCGAGCGACUGCCUGUGCUUGGCCGAGAAGCGGCCAGAAAGGUCCUAGAUGAGGAUAGUUCUAAGAGUAACCAGCUCAUACCCGAAUGGUGA